This is a messenger RNA of Notechis scutatus (mainland tiger snake), 5430 nucleotides long. NCBI's taxonomy places the organism in Eukaryota, Metazoa, Chordata, Lepidosauria, Squamata, Elapidae. The record is from RefSeq and is a predicted model, not a curated record.
UUUUGCUGCCACCAUCAGAGAUAUCCUUAACUGAAAAAAUUGUGAAAGUUUAUAGGAAAUGGAUACUACAUGAAAAACCUGUCUUCAUGCAAGAACCAGAUGCAAAGGAGACUAUUCAAGAUGAUGAUGUCAUCACAGAACACUCAACAGAAGAGACGAAUGGCAAACAUCUUGUGUCUGGACAUAAAAGAUCCUCAAGUUGGGGAAGAAGUUAUUCCUUCUCUAAUGCUGUUACCAGAGGAUGCUUAUUAGAAGAUGAAAACCAGAAUGUUAAAGCAGGUCUUCAAGCUACACUGCAGGUAUUUUUGACAAACUCUGCAAACAUAUUUUUAUUGGAACCAUGCAGUGAAGCCCCUGAACUUCUUAAAGAGCAGAUAAAUUCUUGCAGAGCAGUUUUGAGUAUAUAUAGGCGCAUGAUAAUGGAAGUUCCAAUGAAUAAAAAGACCUGGGAGCAUAUGUUACAAAUGCUUCUUAGCAUAACAGAGGCUGUCAUGAGCAACUCCAAAGAAGAUCAAAUAAAGGAUGCAUUUGGUCAAAGUUUAGCGGGUUCACUAUUUCGGACUCUCAUUGUGGCUUGGAUCCGGGCAAAUUUGAGUGUUUAUAUUUCUCGUGAGCUCUGGGACGAGUUGCUACGUGUGCUAUCAUCUCUUACAGAUUGGGAAGAACUAAUAAUAGAAUGGGCUAAUAUAAUGGAUUCUCUAACAUCUGUUUUAGCAAGGACAGUAUACGGUGUUGAAAUGACCAACUUGCCACUAGAUAAGCUAAGUGAACAAAAAGAGAAAAUACAAAAAGGAAGAGGUGGCAUUUUGGACUCUCAAAAAGGAGCUGCAGUUGGAAGAUCGUUUUCUUUGAGCUGGAGAGAUCAUCCUGAUGUUGCAGAACCAAUGAGAUUUAGGAGCGCUACCACCUCAGGAGUACCAGGAAUUGAGAAAGCAAGGAAUACAGUGCGUCAGAGGACAACAGAAAGUGAACAACAUGAUCUAUCAGAAAAUGGAUCAGGAAUUGUGAAUCAGCAACCGGUAAACUUAUUGGGAACAGAAUAUAACAGUCCUUUUUCAGACCUGGAUCAAUUAACUCGAAGCAGUAGUACCUCUGAUAUUAGAGAUCAAUGCAGUUCUGAUAUUUUCCAAGUUAGAAAAACAGAGAGUUCACAAAAUUUAACUUCAGGAUCCAGAUCUGUUCAAAAAAAUAAGGAGACCAUGAAUAAGGAAAGUACACUACAAGAAGCAAGCAACAUUGCAUCUGAAUUAAAUCUUAAGACAGACGUACCCCAGUUACAUGGAAAUCAGAAAGAGAAAGAAAAGUGUGAAAGUAUUAGCAGUGAUACUUCUAUUGGAUACAGUAAUGAAAUGGGCAUGAGUUUGGCUUCCUGGCAAACAUGUGAAGAAAAUAAUGAUAUCUCCAUGCAUGCAGACAUUUCUGACGAUCCAGAUGCCCAUCAGUGGUUGGUUACCAAUUUCUCAGACAGCAAUGAAUUCCUUGCUGAUGAUUGUAGCAUAAUUGCUGGUGGCACUCUUACUGGAUGGCAUCCUGACUCUGCAGCUGUACUAUGGAGAAGAACAUUAGGAAUUCUUGGAGAUGUAAACGAUAUCCAGUCUCCUAAAAUACAUGCCAGAGUUGUUGAAUAUCUCUUUGAGUUAUGGCACAAAUUAGCAAAGAUAAGAGACAAUCUAGCAGUAAGUCUGGAUAACCAGUCUACUCCAUCCCCUCCUGUUUUAAUUCCACCACUUAGAAUAUUUGCAUCAUGGUUGUUCAAGGCUACAACUUUACCCGAUGAAUAUAAAGAAGGAAAGAUUCAUGCCUACAAACUGAUAUGUGCUAUGAUGACAAGACGUCAAGACUUUAUGCCAAAUCCUGACUAUCUGGUGCAUUUUUAUCUUAUCAUGCACAUUGGCUUAAAUAAUAAAGAUCAGAAUGUUUUGAACACUAUCAUCAAACACUGCUCCCCAUUCUUUUUCUUCUUGGGCUUACCCGGCUUUACACUGCUAAUAAGAGACUUCAUAACAGCGGCAACUAGAGUUCUGAGUACAAAUAUGUUAGAGGCUCCUCGCGUAGAAGCAAAUACUAUUCUUGGCUCUCUGAUUUGCUUCCCUAACCUUUACCAAAACAUCUCAUUGUUAUCAUCUGUUACUGAAGCAGAAAUAACAACAGGAACUGCAGAUGUCAAGUGUUGCCUCAUAAAUAUUCUUUUAAAGAAUGCCACAGAGGAACCAAGUGAAGCUUCAAGAUAUUUAGCCCUUUGCUGUCUUGGGAUUUGGAUAUGUGAAGAACUUGUACACUGUACCAACCAUCCUCAAGUAAAAGAUGCAAUAAAUGUUUGUGGUGUGACACUAAAGUUUUCUAACAAGCAGAUUGCACAAGCAGCCUGUGAUAACUUUCAAUUAUUGACAUCUUACUGGAAAAAACUGCAGAAAUACAACAGUUCUCUACCCCAAAAAAUUAUUGAAGUCCUUGUUGCCACUAUUGCAUCUCUAUUACCAAGUGCAGAAUACUCUUCUGUGGAAAGUGAUAAAAAGUUUAUAGUCUCAUUGUUACUUUGUUUAUUGGAUUGGUGCAUGACAUUGCCAGUGAAGACACUGUUGGAGCCUGUAUUUACUUCCAGUUUUGAAAAUCAAUAUUCUUCUAAUACUCCAUUACUUGAUUAUAUUUAUAGGAUCCUGAACUGUUGUGUUUAUGGUUCAAGCCUGUACACACAGCAAAGCCAUUAUCUUUUAAGUUUGGCUGACCUCUCCAGUGACAGCUACGAUCCAUUUAUGCCCCUAGGAAAUGUUAGGAAUUCUAAAGUGAUUCUGGUUCAGUCUUCUGCAGACCUGAAUAAUUUGCUCACUGUUGCUGAAGAAAUGAAGCGGAGGAGCUUGGAGUUAAUACCACUGACAGCACGAAUGAUUAUGGCACAUCUAGUUAACAAUUUGGGCCAUUAUCCUCUGACGGAAGGACCUGCUGUUCUGCAUAGUCUUGUUAGUGAAAAUCACAACAAUUCUUGUAUGGAAUCUUCUGAACUCUCACCUGAAGUCUUCCAAAGCCCCAAUUUACAGAUCUUUGAAUUUAAUGACAACGCUGUCAUUUCCUACCUCCAGAUUCCUUCAAAAAGGGGGAUGGAUGAUGAAUUGGAAGAAUCUUUCUCAGAAGUUAGAGUAAUUGUUAGGGAUAUUUCUGGAAAAUAUUCAUGGGAUGGACAAUUGAUGUAUGGACCAUUAGCUGCUUGUUCAGUAGAUCAGAUGAACAGAAAAUUCUCUGUGGUUAUGGAAAAAAAUAAGCAGAACUUUGAGUCCCCAACUGAUUUCAUUCAGAUGGAAGAUGGAGAAGAUGCUCUUGAUAGAUUACUAGAAAAGAUUGGCAGUAGUAGUCCUGAGUGUCUUUUACAUCCACAAGUAAAAUUAAAUGAGCCAUCCCCAUCCCCAUCUAUCAUGAAUCAUGCCCAAGCUAAUGAUAUCAUUGAAGCAAUAAUGCGGCAGAGUUUCAUAGAAAAUGAAUAUGCCCAUGGAUACCCUCUGAAUACAAAGAGCGAAAAUCAGAAGAUGCCAAGAUCUGCUGUGCCACAGUCACCAUUUCAUUUAUGUAGGCUUUUUCUAAAUGCCUUAGGAAUGAAUUCUUGGGAAAAAAGAAAAAGUUUUAAUGUUUUGAAGAAAAAUUCUAAGUUGUUGAGGGAGCUGAAAAAUUUAGACUCUAGACAAUGUCGUGAAACUCACAAGAUUGCAGUAGUUUACAUUGCUGAAGGACAGGAAGAUAAAUGCUCAAUAUUGUCCAAUCCACAAGGAAGCCAAGCAUAUGAAGAUUUUAUUGCUGGAUUGGGUUGGGAGGUUGAUCUUUCAACUCACUGUGGAUUUAUGGGUGGCCUUCAACGUAAUGGUAGCACAGGACAAACAGCCCCAUAUUAUGCUACUUCAAGUGUAGAAGUAAUUUUUCAUGUAUCUACACGAAUGCCAUCUGACUCAGAUGACUCAUUGACCAAAAAGCUUCGUCACUUGGGAAAUGAUGAAGUUCAUGUUAUCUGGUCUGAACACACCAGAAAUUAUCGCAGGGGCAUUAUACCAACAGAUUUUGGUGAUGCUUUAAUUAUUAUUUAUCCAAUGAGGAAUCGUAUGUUCUACAUUGAGAUUAUGAAGAAAUCACAGGUCCCAUUUUUUGGUCCUUUGUUUAAUGGAGCAAUUGUGACUGCAAAACUGUUGCCAAAUCUUAUACGGGCCACAUGUAUCAAUGCCAGCAGAGCUGUGAAAUCUCUCAUAACUCUUUAUCAGAGCUUUUAUGAGGAAAGAGCAAUAUAUCUUGAUGAAAUAAUCCGGAAUCAUAAAGAACUAUUGUCAUUUGAAGAUUUUGCUGCUCAGGUUUUCUCUCCCUCUCCCAGUUACUCCCGUAAUGGAUGUGAUUAAAAUAUGUAAUGAUCUCGUUACGGUAAUUGAGAAAGACAUUACUACAUAUUUGAUGAUUUUGCUGUACCUGUAAGGACCAAAUAAACAAAGCAGAUUUCACCAAUACCAGCAACUGUCAAAAAAACCGUUUCUGGGAAGUUGUACUCAUAGACCAAUACUUUCAGUAAAUCUUCAAGAUAUAAACAUUUUGGAAAUUUAAAAUAAUUGAAGAAAUCUACAUGCUCAUCUGCUCUAUCUUUCCAGGUGGUAAUUUUGAAGACUGCAUAAUGAAGGGUUUUUUAAUUUUCUGUUUUUGCUAUGAAAGCAUUAUUCCUUAAAUUUCAAAGUUAAUUUUUUCAUAUUUUCCUAUAUUAUUUCCUGGAGCUCACUUAAUAACUUGCUGCUAUGAAAGAUUGAACUCCCUCUUUCUGUGCUAAAAUACUUGCUUUAUCUAAUUUUAGUUUGCUGUUUUGUAUGUCAUCUGAAGGAGGAAUCAGAAAAGUCACUGAAAGUCUUUCCCUCUCAAAAAUCUCUUAAAUGUAACAUUAAUAAUCUCAGUGUAAAGGUAAAGCUGACAAGCUCAGCAUCUUUAACUGCUGAGCCAUUUGUGUCCUGGAAUCUUAGUGUGGUUUAAAAUUUACUGGAAGAAAAUAGUGUUUUAUUUCGUAGAUAGAUGGAGAGCCACAUUUAGCCAAAAUGAAGGACUUUUGACUAGUAAUUUCCUUUUUAUAUUAAAUAAAAAAAUGUUGUAUAGUACAAAUUAUAUAGAAUAUAGAUGAAAAGUGAUUAUGCCUUUACCAUAUCUUUUCCAAUAUACCAUCAUUUUAUAUUACCUAUUUCCAAAGUUUAUUGUUGUGCACAUAACCAAGAAUGCCUAUUUAACAAUCAAUAGCACUUUUAAAUAUUUAUAUAGUUAAAUAAAAUACAACAGUAGUAAAACAUUUUAAAUUGCCUGAUAAAAUACAAUUUCAUAUGCAAGAUGUAUAGUGUGAACCUAUGGCAUUUAAACCUUACAGUGAGUAGUUAAGUGGCUCGUGCCAAUUCAAAGUUCCUAUUUUCUGGUUGUUCUGUUUGACAAAAC